CAACCAUCUUGAUACACGAACGUGGAUGCAAAAACAAUGUGGCAACAUGUUAAGCAUUAAAUUUGUUGUUAUUCUAAUGGGAAGCAAAUAGAUUGAGGUUAAGAGAUAUCAUUCAUAAAUUAGAUUACUGUGUAAGUGAUCAGAUGAAUUUGGACUAAGCACAACCACUAAAACACAUUUUAUCAACAUGUGUUAAAGUGUGAACAUGCAGUGAGUGACUGUUUUUUAAGCAUUCUCUUAAUGACCUGUAGCAUCACAACCGUGCCACUUCCAAAAUAUCCAGUCUGCAACUUUGGCAUCGCAGACAGAAUGGGAAGUGCUAAAUGAAUUACAAGGAGAAAUACAAAUGCCGAUCCGUCAGUCAAUUAUGCAAUCAGUUAACCAGAUAAUGAGGAUAAGUGGCAUUCAUGAGCCCUUUAUAAGAGUAAAUCCUUGUCAUGCGAUUGAGAAAGACAUCGCAGCCCGGAGACGCCAUCACAGCGAUAUGCAAGACUGAUUUAUCUGUCAUUUUCAAUUUAUAUGUGACACAUUGGUUGGACAAAAAUAUAAAGAUAGUUCUUUAUCGUUAAGUAAAAAAAAAAAAAAAUCAUCAAAAUGAGGUCAACCCGUGGCACCGAGUUGCCAGAAGACUUCUGGAUACCCAUUCCUCUGGAUACCAACAACAUCACAGCACUCAGCCCUUUCCUGGUUCCUCAGGACCACCUGGGGAGCACGACCACCUUCUAUGCCAUGGCAGUGUUUAUGUUCUUUGUGUUUAUAUUUGGCACCGGCAUCAACGCUCUCACCAUUGCAUGUACUAUCCAAUAUAAGAAGCUCCGCUCUCACCUCAACUACAUUCUGGUCAACCUGGCAGUGGCCAACCUGAUUGUGUCUUGUGUUGGCUCUUUCACCGCUUGCUGUUCCUUUGCAGCAAGGUAUUUUGUCAUGGGAGCACUGGCAUGCAAGAUCGAGGGUUUUAUGGCUACACUUGGUGGUAUGGUAAGUCUGUGGUCUCUUGCUGUCAUAGCUUUUGAAAGAUGGCUGGUCAUCUGUAAGCCACUGGGAAACUUUGUAUUCAAGCCUGACUACGCUGUAGCGUGCUGCAUUUUCACCUGGGUGUUUGCACUGUUGGCAGCGGCUCCUCCGCUGUUCGGAUGGAGCAGGUAUAUCCCAGAAGGACUGCAGUGUUCCUGUGGACCAGACUGGUACACAACAAACAACAAAUACAACAAUGAAUCCUAUGUGAUGUUCCUAUUCUGUUUCUGCUUUGCUGUUCCCUUCAGCGUCAUCGUCUUCUGCUACUCCCAGCUGCUGAUCACGCUGAAACUUGCUGCAAAGGCCCAGGCUGAGUCUGUGUCCACCCAGAAGGCAGAACGAGAGGUGACCCGGAUGGUGGUCAUCAUGGUUUUGGGCUUCCUGGUUUGCUGGCUGCCCUACACCUCCUUUUCUCUUUGGGUUGUCAGCAACCGUGGGCAACAGUUUGAUCUGAGACUGGCGACCAUACCCUCAUGCUUCUCAAAGAGCUCCGCAGUCUACAACCCUAUCAUCUACAUCCUCUUAAACAAACAGUUCCGUUCAUGCAUGAUGGCGAUGCUGGGGAUGGGUGAAGGUGAGGAAAAAACAUCGUCGCAAUCCGUGACUGAAGUCUCCAAAGUUGGGCCUGCUUAGAUCACAAACUGUUCUCUUCCCCAAUCUUAAUGAGUCGUGAAUUGUAAAUAACAGCAACCGCAUGUGAGUGUUUUGCCAUAUUAUAACAAAAUAUUAAUCCUGU
Messenger RNA from Thalassophryne amazonica, 1750 nucleotides. It is a transcript of the gene opn1sw2, whose product is annotated as opsin 1 (cone pigments), short-wave-sensitive 2. The coding region runs from base 595 to 1647 and encodes 350 amino acids. Gene Ontology annotation, molecular function: G protein-coupled receptor activity. Gene Ontology annotation, biological process: visual perception; G protein-coupled receptor signaling pathway; phototransduction. NCBI's taxonomy places the organism in Eukaryota, Metazoa, Chordata, Actinopteri, Batrachoidiformes, Batrachoididae. The record is from RefSeq and is a predicted model, not a curated record. The transcript is spliced from 5 exons. Gene Ontology annotation, cellular component: photoreceptor outer segment; membrane.